This is a messenger RNA of Blastomyces gilchristii SLH14081, 5204 nucleotides long. RefSeq lists its product as uncharacterized. The coding region runs from base 2688 to 4562 and encodes 624 amino acids. The record is from RefSeq and is a predicted model, not a curated record. The transcript is spliced from 4 exons. Lineage: Eukaryota; Fungi; Ascomycota; Eurotiomycetes; Onygenales; Ajellomycetaceae.
GCCUAGGUACCGUUGUCCCAAAAGAACCUUCUUUUUACACGAUGCUAGAGAGUCGAUGAUACCUUAUUCAGCUACCCUAUAGUAUAACAAGAGACUAGAUAGGGCAGAAGACCCUAGUAUUGCAGAGGAGCUCUUGUUGUAGAAGGGUGCUGUUGUUCUUGUUCUUGUUGUUGUUGUGGUUGUUGUAGUGGCUGUUGCUGUCGUCUGGGAACAGUUGAGGGGGAACAAGAAAGCUUUCGGCUGAAUAGAAGAGGCUAUAUGUCAAAAGUACGUAGUAGUUACAACUCGAGAGAACCGGACAGUUCAACAACAUGUGGGCAGAGAUCGGCGAUAUCAGAUCAGAUCAGAUCAGAUCAGGGAGUCAGAGAGAAUCCAGCGACAGAGGGAGCCAUGUAUGUAUUUACAUGUACAUGUAGAGUAACUUUGGAGCUAAAAGCUUGGGCAUGGGGAAGGGAGAGGAGGUACGGUACGGUACCGGGUAAAGAGGAGAACAGAAGAAUGAAGACGAAUAAAGAAUGAAGACGAAGACGGGGAAGAGGAUGAAGAAGGAUGAAGAAGAAGAAGAAGAACAAGAAGAAGAAGAGGAGCCAAGACAAGACAGCAGCUGCAUUCAAGUCUCCAAGAGCAUCAACACGGACAUCCUGACCAAACCCCCAACCCAACGUUCUGUCUUGUCUUUUUUUAUCUUUUAUCUUUUACCACCAACAGCCGACUACUACGGGCUGGGUGAGGUUGACUGCGGAAGCAAAAAGAGGGGGAGGCGACAAACACCAGCCUCGUCCUGUUCCGCGUCUCGCCUCCUCCUCCUCCCCCUCCUCCUCGUCGUCGUCGUCCGCCGCCUCGUCCUCCGCUUCCUCGCCAGAGAGUGCUGUUCUCUGUCUCAUCCGUCUUCCUUCUUUUUGUCUCUGUCACAGGCUUAGCACUGGCUAACCCAUUAUUAGUUAACAAAGCCAUAUCAUCCCAUCCCAUCCUGAGAUCACAUUUCGUGGCCACCUCUCCUAGGAAUGAAUCCCCAUCAAUUGCUGAGGAGCAGAGAGGUUGGUGCAGGGCAACACCAACAAACUUCGCACUAUCACAUCCACCAGUCUGGCUCGGCUGCGGAGUUUGGGAUUAGUAUUCGAGAUACUAUUCGUCUCAUCGAGCGAUUAGCUACCAGUCCACGGUUUAGCGGACCUACAGCCAGCAACUUGCAAGAAAAGGCCUUCCGAUUCUUGCCUGCUUCCCCCGUCCAAUAUUAAUCCUUAUUGUGUUGUCCCCUUUCGCGGCGCCUUCCCUGCCUGGGCAUUGCGCCGCUGGUUUAUUGGAUGUGUGAUCAUUAGGCCAACUGCCCUCAUUCUGUGACUGGACGCACCGUUUCAAAGCCCAUAUUUUCGCCUAAGACCAAAUUCCAAUUCUGCAUGAAAUAAUCAUCAGCUCCUUCUGUGCUCUGGACGGAGUAGUUGAGCAACAGAUCAGAAAUGUCUUAUUCUCCGCCCCGCCACAACGCGCGCUGUCAGGGUUCAGCCGCCAGCCAGCUCGGCCUUCUGUACAAAUUAUAGCAACGCCACCUCCAACCACUGCUUGUCUACGGAUGUCGAUGGUCCCUUUUUCAAAAAAAAAAAAAAAAUAAAAAAAAAAAUAAAAAAAAUAAUCGGGAUUUUAAAGUCUCACUGCUCUAACAAGAAAGAUUUCGAUAUACAGAGGAUUUGCCACUGACUACAGAUUUGGCUGCUGGAGCUCGAUAAGUGGAGAAGCAGCUGCAAUCGCUAUCCUUGAUUCCCAGGAGCACAGAACUUCAGGAAAUGUAUUGGGUGACGUAUAGGCUCCCUAGCAGCUUCUUGGUGUUGAGCGGAGAUAUGGCUUCCAGCCCUUCACAAAUCACACAAAUACUAUGCAUAUGUUUCGCCGUACGCCAAAUGCAAGUUUCGCGAGCUGCAAUGUUCGGUCAUGAGUAAUUAAAAAUCCCCCAAAUGUGGAUUUGAUACUGUUUCAUUCGAGCAUUAAAAUUGAAGACCUCGGCUUGGAUCAUACAGUGAAUCCGGCAGUUUUUUUUUUUUUUUUUUUCUUUUGUUCAACAUUCCUGGACUUUGAAGGAGACUCAGUUCAAUUAAAUAUCUCUGCAAUGCAAUGAACAGAGCAAAAAAGAGACGACAGCAGAAAAAAUUAAUGAGCAUAUGAUAUGAUUCAGAUUCUCCACGUCAAGGAUUGAGGUUUAUUUCUCUGGGUUAAAAGGUGUCUCAACCUCUGAUGAAGCAUAUAUAAUGUUGAUGGUAGCUUGAAUUCUCCUGUCUCUUGAGGUGGUCCAUCUUGCUAACGAAUCACGAUAAUAUAACUGUGCUCUCGAUUUUCCUAGCCAUGCGGAUAGCUCCAGCUUUCGUGCUUUGAUGAUGGCUGUGAGCUUGAAGUUGUGGACGAUUUUGAUUCUCCACGUUUAACGCCAAGGUAGGCAACCCCGCGCAUGAUUGGCCUUCAAACAACGAGAAAACAUGGAUCUUGUACCUGGCUCGCUGCCUAGAUCAUGACCAAGCAAGCUCCCCGCAGACACAGGCAACACCACCAUAAUUCUACUUUCCGUAUAUUUAUCGCGACGGACCUCCCAGUUUUAAAAUUUCUAGACUUUCAUUCGAUAUCGAAUCAAUCACUCAUACUUCUCCACAGUCUUUUUACAGUCAGAUCGCUAGAAAAUCCAACGCCGCCAAACAGAUACCAUGGCUGCUCAACCCAACCCUGCGCCUCUUGUGCUUCCCGGCUUUGGAAUCGAAUUGAAUCGCGCAGCAUCAUGGAGGGCAACCCUUGCUAAAGGUUAUGUCACGAAUACGCCAAAUAAGCAGGGAGAGCCUGGAAUAUUCCCCUCCCUCUUAGCCCUACAGACCUUGGAAGGAUAUCAAGCUAUGCAACACUUCACUCCCAUCCGAGAGUUCACAAUGCUUCAGAUUAUGAAUACCAUAACUGACAAGCCCGGCUGGGAAAAGAAGAUAUUUUCACCAGACAUCAUAAACAAAUGGAGAGAGGAGGUAAUGGCGCAUAAAGACAUGGAUGUGUCAGAAAAAAUGAUGGAUUGGGUCAUUAACGAGCUGCAAUUCAAAUCAAAGGGCUUCGAAAAGAGUGGAAACAUUUUGGUCUAUGACGCGGGUGUUGUGAAAUCGGACACCGCAAUCCCGGAUACUCUCCGGAAUGCGCUCAAAUCCGCUGCUGCCCGCUUAGAAGAUGUCCCAGACGACCAGAAGGAUUAUCAUCCCCAAUCGAACAACCAGGUUCUUGACCUCGUGCAUCCCUCUCUGUUUCCGGUGGUCUAUGGUCGGACUCGGAUUAUCACAGACGGCGUUCUAGGAAUUCACGAGGGGAUCGCUAGAGCUGGAUCUGGUGAGGUUCUUGAAAUUCCGUCGAAAGAAGAACUUAAAGCACAUAAAUUCCGGCAUGAUCGACCUGGUGAACUACAGAUUCCUUACAGUCAGAAGUUCCAGUGGCUUCCCUGUGACGUCGCGUUCACAACAGAUUCAACAGAUUCAACAGAAACGGACGGACACGACAAGGAUCAAAAUCUUAAUAGCUGCAAGAUCACCAGCUAUAUAAAUAACUUGCACCCAAGGGAACACCGAGAAUUAUAUGGAGUGAUCGAACAAGUUAUCUCCCUCGCUGUUCCGUUAUGGAAUAGAACGCUAGGGUACGCGAAGUCCAAAACCUACACUCGCAUAACAUACCAUUUCUGCGAAAAGGAAGUUGACCACGACUUCGUCGCAGCUAUUCCAAGACCUGAAUUGGAAUCCGACGAAGACGAAGAUGACUAUUACGACCGCGUAGACGAAUGGGAAGAACAGAGCCAAAAAUUUAGACUCCCUGAGCCCGAUGCUAAAUUUUUGCCUCCGAACGAAGAUAUUCUCGUUGACUUGCAGCGGGAUUAUGGAAGUACUGGCUUGCAAGUUAUUGUAAAACUUGCCAACAUUCAUCUCACACCAGAAAAGCCCAGGUACAAUGGUGGUACGUGGCAUGUUGAGGGUCAACUAAAUGAACACAUAUGCGCUACCGCGUUAUAUUACUAUGACAGCGACAAUAUCACUGAAAGCCGCCUUGCCUUCCGCCAGCUAGCUGACGUGGACAGCGCUAGUGAGAUAGGGUACGAGCAAGACCAACACGGAUGGCUACCACUCGUGUUCGGUUGCCAGAAUGGCAACGCCCCUAUACAGGAGAUUGGCAACGUCGUUUGCAAACAAGGCCGACUCCUAACAUUCCCUAACAUCGUCCAGCACCGCGUUUCGCCAUUCCAGCUCGAAGAUCCGUCCAAGCUCGGCCACAGGAAAAUCCUCGCGUUGUUCCUGGUCGACCCCAACAUCCGCAUCAUCUCCUCCGCCAACGUCCCGUGCCAGAGGCGUGAUUGGUGGGCGGAACAGGUGCCCUGGGAAAAUAUCACGGGUCGCCUCCCCCCUGAGCUGUUCAAUGAGGUUGCGUCUCAUCUCGAUGACUUUCCGAUAUCGAUGGAAGAUGCGAAGGAGCUGCGAUUGGAACUUAUGGAGGAAAGGAAGGCGGUGGUUGUGGAGCAGGGUCAGGCGAUGGAGAGCUACACAUUUUCGUUAUGCGAGCAUUAAGACCGGUGUUGUCGGCGUGAAACUAUGAAGGUAAAGGCAGUGGUGUUGCGAGGGAGGUAUAAGAUGUGGCCGGCGAGGGGGGAAAUGGGGAAAGGGGGAAAUGAUAGGGAAGGGAUCUCCGCAGAGGAACCUUCAAGCUUUCUUCCCUCCGUCCACGUCUUGAUUGUACUGACCCUCAUCUCCUUCCUUUGGCGCCGUAAACACCACGCAUGCACUCGAGUCUUCGCAAACUACUCAAGUAGAUGUCAUUGCUAUUUAAAUAUACCUAUUUGUAACUUAAAUCCAAGCUUAUUCUAGCAAUGAUCGACUCUUCUCCUUGGCUGCAUUUUUCUGUUCCGCGGAUCAUAAUAGCCAUUUACAGGUUAUUUCGGCGUCGCUGGACCGUUUUACCGAAUGAUCUAACUUUUACGACAUUCCAUGGAUUGAGGAUUAGUUUAGUUGAAAUGUAGAUGACUUUUAUCAACUAGAUCUAUGGAUGCACAUAUCAUUUCGUAUGCCUGCCCAGGGGUGUGGAGGCGUAGAAGAAGGGGCUUUGCGAGGUUGACUCCUUGUAUGUAUAGAUCACGUGAUUAUUAUUAUCUCGGCGAAAUGGUAGCUCCGAAGCACCAACAUUGAGACGAGAACAAGCUACGGAGAUUCCAG